Molecule: messenger RNA, 1425 nt
Organism: Williopsis jadinii
Lineage: Eukaryota; Fungi; Ascomycota; Saccharomycetes; Phaffomycetales; Wickerhamomycetaceae
Gene: PPX1
Product: exopolyphosphatase
Exons: 1
Coding region: 146-1216 (356 amino acids)
Cellular component (GO): cytoplasm
Molecular function (GO): exopolyphosphatase activity
Source: RefSeq, a predicted model, not a curated record
CUCUGGCGUUCGGGGAUUGUGUUUCUGGAGUGAUAUGUCCGGUUUUUGGGACGUUCCAAAACCGUGAAGUUGUUCCAUAGGAUCCCAUACUUCGCAACCGUUGUUUAUUGUUGUACUACGCGGCGGAACCUUCACCAUCUGCGCAAUGAAGUUGAAAGCAUUUGUGCAAUCCAUCAGAGAGACAGCUAAGAAGGUGAAGUCGUACCAGCUGAUCUGUGGUAAUCAAUCGGGCGACUUGGACUCUGUGAUCUCAUCCAUCUCCUACGCCUUGUUCGCUGACAUCCAUGAUCCGUUGAACCAUCACAUUCCCGUUUUGAACUUCUACAAGAGCGAUAUCUCAUCUCGCAAGGAUCUUCUACUGGUGCUGUCACAGUUUGAGAUACACAGGGAUUCGCUUUUGUAUCUGGAUGACCUGCCUUCAAUAUCCAGCGGGGUUCAGGGUUUGGUGCUCGUGGACCAUAACAAACCGACAAGCAACUUCAACGAAUUCCAGAUCACUGGCAUCAUAGAUCACCAUGAGGAUGAGCAUCUAGCACCAGACGCCAAUCCAAGAAUCAUCCAGAGAUGUGGAAGCUGCUCAACGUUGGUUGCACAAUACUGGACCUCACAAGGUGUACUUCUGACCAAUGAGCUUGUGAAGUUCCUAUUGGCGCCAUUGAUAAUUGACACCUCGUGCCUGAAGCACAGAGCUGAGGAGCCCGACUUUGUCAUGUUCAAAGAGUAUCAGAAGUUCAUUGAUCCCCUGGAGAUCAACUCUUGGUUCGAAGAGCUCCAAUCGGCAAAAUUUGACAUCACCGGGUUGUCAAUGCACCAAAUCUUUGCAAAGGACUACAAACUGUUUGAAUUCGGUGUAGGCACCGAUAAUGUGUUGAAACUCGUUGGUAUAAGCUCUAUAGUGAAGCCUUACAAAUGGUUAGUUGAGAACUACAGCGAUUUCAAGGACCAAAUGGACGCUUAUCUGAAGCAGCAAGGACUCGAUAUCUUUGUCUUUAUGACUUCAUUUGAGAAGGAUGGUGAGUUCAACAGGGAACUGGGCUAUGUCACCAAAGACGAAGCCAGCAACACGCUGAUGAGGCUUGCACUGGAUCAAAACCUCAGAGCGGAAUUGGAGCUUGACCCUAUUGACAACACACACAACGUUUAUAGGCAAUUGAACGUCGCAGCUAGCAGAAAACAAGUCGCUCCGGCUAUAAAGAGAGCUCUGGAAAGACUAUAGCUGGGACAAUACUCUUCUCUGUUGUUGGUUCGUUCAUUCAGCUGUAUAAUUGUACUUUCGAGCUUGUAGUUUUGACUCCGGCCAGCUACCCCGGAUUUUGCUCUUUUCCGCACUUCCUGAGCUCCAAGUCUGACUCCGGGCGCAGCCCAUAUUAUCGAACCCGGAGUCAACGCAUAGUGGCAUAAUUCAGCUUUUUAAAUGAACUCUGC